AUGGAAUACGCUACGCUCGAGGCGCGUCUGGCGACGUUUGAAAAGCCAUCGAAGCGCUCAAAAUUGGGGUGGCCUCACAAAACACCUACACCAGAAGAACUCGCCAAAGCAGGCUUCUACUUCAAACCGUCCAGCUCCAGCAAUGAUAACACCAUAUGCUUCUUAUGUGAACGAGCUCUUGGUGGAUGGGAACCCGACGAUGAUCCAGUCCAAGAACACCUCAAGCACUCGAACGAUUGCGGCUGGGCUACGUUGAUGAACAUUGGACAGGAUGCCGCCUGGGACACGAAUGACAUGGAAGACCCGACAGGGCCACAGAUCACGGACGCGCGGAGGAGUACGUUUGCUUUGGGGUGGCCACAUGAAUCCAAGCGCGGAUGGACAUGCAAAGUUGAGAAGAUGGUGGAAGCAGGCUGGCACUAUGCGCCCACGCCAGAGAGUGACGACUUUGUCAGCUGCGUGUAUUGCAAGUUGUCUCUAGAUGGGUGGGAACCAAAGGACAACCCUUUCGACGAGCAUUACCGCCGCUCUCCUGAGUGUCCGUUCUUCCACUUUGCCGGCACCACGGCGCCAUCAAAACGGCCAAAGGCCAAGAAAGGUCGCGCAUCAAGAACAUCUCGGACAUCCAAAGCCUCGACAAGAUUAUCCACUCAGUCUAAUUCAACAAUGCUAUCAGAAGUUGAGCACAGCAUCGACAUACCGGAGUUCGAAGAAUCCAUUGAUGCAAGUGAGAUGUCGGUCAUGUCAACAAUGUCCACGGCUUCGACUGCCACGACGAAAGGUAAACGGAAAGGAGCUGGAGGCCGAGCGAAGACUACAAAGAUCAAAAAGACCAAGACCACACGGUCGACAAGGGUGAAGAAAGGACAGCCUGAGCCAGAACCAGGGCCGGAACUCGACCUAGGGGCUGAACCAGUCAAGGCAGAAGAACCAGAACAUCCAGGAGAACUCAUGGAAGAUCAGAAAUCCACAAAGGCCGAAAGUAUGGAAGAACGGCCCUCUCCACCUUCGCAACAGCAGGGAAUACCCAGCCCACCGGCAGAGGUCGCAUACCCAAGUAUACCAGACAGUCCAGGCGCGCCGGAUGAAAUGAAACUAAGUCCUGUUGGCGCGCCUCCGCAGACCUCACCAACACCUGUUAAAGCGCGUCGUCGGGCCUCUGCACGGAGUUCAACAGUGACACCCAAGGCGACGAUCACCUUGAAACCCAAACUUGAACCCAAAUUUGAACCCCAGCCCGAAGCCACAUCCACUCACUCUCCGACACCUCAAAGUCCAACUCCUCCAUCAGACAUCGAAAAUGCACCUCCCAGCGCCCGGCCCGCAUCCGCCCGACCUCCUGUACCUCCGGCACGAACCCAAACGCAGACUCAGAUCAUUCCUCUCGCCAUCUCUUCGCCCGGCGCGCCAGCUCCAGCAUGGGACCCCGCCGAUGUCGAACUCAUCUUCCAAUCAAGCACGCCCCAACCAGUGGACAUACUCGCCCUUACGGGUGGCAGAUUAUCGACACCGGAGAAAUCCAUGACGGUCCAGGAGUGGAUUGGACAUCUUGCCGAACAGGCAGAAGUGGGAUUGCGGGCCGAAGCGGAGCGCGUGGUGGGGAUCUUCGAACGAGAAGGACAGCGGGCAAUGGGUGUUUUGGAGAGCAUUGUCUGUGUAUGA
This is a messenger RNA of Capronia coronata CBS 617.96, 1662 nucleotides long. RefSeq lists its product as uncharacterized. NCBI's taxonomy places the organism in Eukaryota, Fungi, Ascomycota, Eurotiomycetes, Chaetothyriales, Herpotrichiellaceae. Bases 1 to 1662 code for a protein of 553 amino acids. The transcript is spliced from 2 exons. The record is from RefSeq and is a predicted model, not a curated record.